AUGCCUAUUGCAGUUGGAAUUGAUAUUGGAAAUAGAAAUAUUACUGUUGCAGUAGUACGUAAGAAAGGAAUUGAUAUUGUUGUUAAUGAAGUCUCUAAUAGACAAACCCCAACAUUUGUAUCAUUUAAUGAUAAAGAAAGAGCUAUUGGAGAAGCUGGUUUUAGUUUGUAUCUUAGAAAUGUAAAAAAUACAGUUGUAGAUGUUAAAAGACUUAUUGGAAGACAAUAUGAUUGUCCAGAUGUUCAAACAGAAUUAAAAGAAUUACCAUAUCAAACAGUUAAAUUAGAAGAUGGAAUGAUUGGAAUGAAAGUGAUGAUGAGAGGAGAACAAAAAGUAUUUAGACCAGAACAAAUUAUUGCAAUGUUAUUAAUUCAAAUUAAACAAUUUACUGAAGAAUAUACUAAAGACAUUUUUACUGAUUGUGUUAUUUCUGUUCCUGGUUAUUUCACUGAAAAUCAAAGAAUUGCAAUGUUAGAUGCAGCUAAAAUUGCUGGUAUUUCAUGUUUAAGAUUAAUGAAUGAACAUACUGCAACUGCAUUAGCUUAUGGUAUUUAUAAAACUGAUUUAAGUGAAACUGAGCCACGUCCAGUUGUUAUUUUAGAUGUUGGACAUUGUAAUACUACAUGUUCAGUUAUUUCUCUUCUUAAAUCUAAAAUGAAAGUUCUUGCUGUUGAAUAUAAUUGGAAACUUGGAGGACGUAAUUAUGAUGAAGCACUUGGACAAUUUGUCAGAGCAGAUAUUCAACAAAAAUGGAAAAUUGAUCCAAUGAAUAAUUUAAGAAUGUGGAAUAGAAUUUUAUCAGGAAUUGAAAAGUCUGUUAAGAGAGUUAUUUCUAGUGGAAGUCCAAAAGCCAUAUUAAAUCUUGAUACUUUAUAUGAAGAAAGAGAUUAUCAUAUGGAAUUCACUCGAGAAAAAUUUGAUGAAUUAACUUGUCAUCUUAAUAAUGAAAUUAUUGAACUUAUAAAAAGAACUAUUACAAAGGCUGGUAUGACUAUUGAACAAAUUCAUUCAAUUGAAAUUACUGGUUCUGGUACUAGAUUAAAUACUCUUCAAGACGCUAUAGUUAAGACUCUUAACAAACCAUUAUCUAAAACAAUUAAUUGUGAAGAAUCUAUUGCACGUGGAUGUGCUAUUGCAUGUGCAGAAUUACAACCAUAUUUCAAAGUAAGAGAUUAUGUUGUUGAAGAUAUUCCACCAUAUGAAAUUAAUAUGGGAUUCAAGACUGAUAAUAAAACUGUUGCACCAAUGAAAUUUAUUUCUAAAGACUCUUCAUUCCCAAUUACUAGAGUUCUUAAAAUUAAAGAUGCUAAUGGUCUUCAUGUAGAUGUUAACUAUAGUGAUAAUAAUGUUUUCUUCCCAGGAACUUUAAAUUCUGGAAUUACUCUUGAUGUUUUAGAAUUACCAAAAGCCCAAACAAAAACACCAGAAUUAAAAUUAAGAAUUGCCUUAAAUAAAAGUGGAAUUUUAGAACUUGUAGAUGCUUUAUUAUGUGAACAAGUAGAAGAAGAAGUAGAAGAAAAAGAAGUUAUUGAAGUACCUGAAGAAGUUAAAGAAGAACCAAAAGCUCCUGUACAAGCUGAAACAGAAAAGAAAGAAGAACCAAAAGCUCCUGUACAAGCUGAAACAGAAAAGAAAGAAGAACCAAAGAAAAUGGAAGAAGAAAAACCAAAAGAAGAAAAGAAAGUUAAAAUGGUAAAGAAGACAAUUACUAAAAAAGUAAAGAAAAUGGUAAAUAAAGAAUAUCCUGUUAAAGUUAAUGUUCAUAGUGUUGGUAUGUGUGAAAAAGAUAUUAGUAAAUAUCUUGCUGAAGAAGCUCAAAUGCAAGUUGAUGAUAAAUUAUUUAUUGAUACUGCUCAUGCUAAAAACAAUUUAGAAGCUUUUGUAUAUUCUAUGAAAGAUAAAUUAUUAUUUGGUUGUUUAGCUGAAUUCACAACUGAAGAGGAGGCUUCAAAAAUUUCAAAUGAAUUAGAAAAAUAUGUUGAUUGGUUGUAUGAAGAUGGAGAAAAUGAAACAAAGAGUGUUUAUUUGGCAAAACUUGCUGAGGCUGAAAAAUUAGUUAAACAUAUCGUUGCAAAGAAAGAAGAGAAAGAAAGAAAAAUUGCAGAAGAAAAAAGAAAGAAAGAAGAAGAAGAGAAAAAGAAAAAAGCAGAAGAAGAAGCUAAAAAGAAAGCAGAAGAGGAAAAGAAAAAAACUGAAGAAAAACCAAAAGAAGAGUCAAAGAAAAUGGAAGAAGAAAAAACAGGUGCUUCAGAACCACCUCCAGUACCUAAAUAA
This is a messenger RNA of Entamoeba histolytica HM-1:IMSS, 2274 nucleotides long. RefSeq names its product heat shock protein 70, putative. NCBI's taxonomy places the organism in Eukaryota, Evosea, Mastigamoebida, Endamoebidae. The coding region runs from base 1 to 2274 and encodes 757 amino acids. The transcript has a single exon. The record is from RefSeq and is a predicted model, not a curated record. Gene Ontology annotation, biological process: protein folding. Gene Ontology annotation, cellular component: cytosol; nucleus. Gene Ontology annotation, molecular function: ATP-dependent protein folding chaperone; ATP binding.